Anastrepha obliqua is the source of this 2357-nucleotide messenger RNA. It is a transcript of the gene alka, whose product is annotated as glycine receptor subunit alpha-2. The transcript is spliced from 10 exons. Bases 481 to 1833 code for a protein of 450 amino acids. Lineage: Eukaryota; Metazoa; Arthropoda; Insecta; Diptera; Tephritidae. Gene Ontology annotation, cellular component: membrane; synapse; neuron projection. Gene Ontology annotation, biological process: chloride transmembrane transport; regulation of membrane potential; nervous system process. Gene Ontology annotation, molecular function: chloride channel activity; transmembrane signaling receptor activity; extracellular ligand-gated monoatomic ion channel activity. The record is from RefSeq and is a predicted model, not a curated record.
CGCGUUUAUUCUGUAAUUGAUCUUAAGUCUAGCUGGUUGACAGAUCGGUCUGUGUGGCUAAUACGAACUACUACUUACUUUAUACAUAUAUGAAAAGGACGUAGCGCCGCCGGACAUUAAACGAUUUCAAACACGUCGGUAAAUGUACGAGUACAUGAACACAUAUAUAUACAUAUAUGCGAGUGUAUGUAUGCACUUAAAUAUCCUUAAAAUCGUAAUGAGUAGUGAAAAUAAAGAAAAAUAUCAAGUCAAUGAGCAAAUCAAAAAUAUGUGCCGAAAUACAUAAAAUUAUCCUUGCGUCGUAUCAUAGAGAUAACUGUGGCGUGCUUAAAAACGAAAUUCUUUUACUCAGUUUCUAAGUGAAAAUCGUACGGAAAUAGAUUUUCUUGCAAUCUCAAGCAAACUAUGACAAUCUCACAGCAAUUCAAAGUGAGAUGAGUUGAAAUAGUUUUUUUUUUAUUAUCCACUGUGAUUAACAUAAUGCUGGAUAAAUACAUGAAUCUACUAUUGCCAUGCAGUCUGGGAUUGAUAUGGAUUUGGCUGACUGAUUCAACGGAUGCCUUAAUGAACUACACGGCAAAACCUCGAGUAGUCCUUCCACCUAAUUAUGUCAAGGAAAUGAGACCACCUUCAAAGAAAGGCUCUCCAGUGAUAGUAGACUUUAGCAUAUUUGUUGUAGAUAUUAACUCAAUCAAUGUAGAGGAUAUGGACUUUAGGGUAGACAUGUUUAUACAUCAGCGUUGGCUUGAAUCAAGACUCGAGGUGUCCGAUGAUAUAUUUGAAGAAGGCGAUGAUUACGUAACACUACUUCCAGAAUUCUUCGACAAUCUCUGGCAACCGGAUCCGUAUUUUUUAAACUCAAAAAUUGCCGAGAUAGCAACAUUAACGCACAAAUUCACUUCGGUGACAUUGUACAAAAACAAAACGGUUCGUUAUGCGGCGCGUAUGCAUGCGAUUAUUGCCUGUCAAAUGGAAUUUCAACUCUAUCCGAUGGAUAUACAGGUGUGCCCCAUUUACAUAGAAAGUUUCUCCUCGAAUAAUAAAAAAGUGAAAUUACGUUGGUCAGAUUCUGGCGUCACUUUGAAUCCCGAACUCAAAUUAUUGCAAUACAAUCUAGGCCAGCCGCUCGAGUUGGAGGAGAGUGAUGGUUAUAUGCCCGAGAAGGUUGGAAAUUUUUCUCGGUUGACGGUGUAUUUUCGAUUUGAACGGCAAAUCGGUCAUCAUCUUAUCCAGACGUUUGCGCCGUCAUCGCUUGUGGUGAUGUUGUCAUGGUUUAGUUUUUGGUUAGGACUCGAUGCGAUUCCUGGGCGUGUGACGUUGUUGGUCACAUGCAUGCUAACUUUGGUUACCAUGUUUACUGGCCUAAGGGCAGAUAUUCCGCCAGUGGCCUAUGUGAAGGCUCUUGAUCUGUGGAUGGCCGGUUGCAUGGUAUCUGUAUUCGCGGCGUUGGCGGAAUUUGUUGUUGUCAAAGUACUAGAUGUGCAAUAUCAAUAUCAAGUCAACAAAAUACCCAAAGUAUUGCCUAUGCGUAUAACCAACAUGGAAAAGGGUCAAUGUCCAACGGUGGCCAGCUGGGAGGGCGGUGCAGUGCGUUCACGAAAAUCAACACAAACGCCAACAACACCGGGGCAGACGUCGCUUCAGGGCAAUGGAGGCCCACCGAAGCCGGCGCGUCGCCAAAGUCUACUCUCGGUGGCCUGGACCGACACAGACACCGGUGUAGAGAAAAUAAUGUGGCGCGAAAUCGACAAAGUAUCUCGCGCCGUUUUCCCCAUUUUAUUCUUCGUAUUCGUGCUGCUCUAUUGGCCGAUUUUGCUGAUGAAGUCAUCCUAGGACUUAAGGAGUUCCAGAAUACAAAAUUCUGGACUCCGCUAAAGCCAGAUAUGUCUGUGUAAACUUGUAAUGUAUUGGAUGUGCCCACAUAACUAAAUAACAUAUGUACAUACGUAUCUACUUAUGUUUUUACUUAGAAAAGAAGAAGAGGAAAACGUACUGGCAAACCCAAAAUAAGUAGCUAAAUAGGAUUUAUUCUACGAAUGUGAAAAAUGUAAAAAAACCAAACGGUUACUUUUCAUCUAAAUUAAAAAAAAAAAACAAAAAACACAAAGAACAAAACUAAAGUUUGGCGUUUAAAUUGAAUAAAAAUAACGCCUUUAGUACUCCUAAAAGUAAGCCUAUUGAAAAGCAAAUUAAAAUCGAACAAAUAUUUUGCUUAAUUGUAGCCGCAAGCUGUCUUUUUUACGUACGUACAUAUGUACAUAGGAAUGCUGAAGUAAGAAAUUGUAUUACACUUAAGAGUUUAGAUAAAAAUUUAAAAAAUAGCGCUUUAAAGAGUUAAUCGUAAAUAUUUUGGGAAA